AAUUUUCCAUACAUAUUUGUUUAAUCCAUGGUAAUGGAUAUAAUUCCUAGCUUAACGCACAACAUGCCCGAUAAAUGAAAAAUCUCGUGAUUAAUAACAAGCAUACGCCACGUCUGCCCCACAGUAAUUAUCAUUGUUUAUCAAGCGGCUUGGUCUGCAUUUAAAUCACUUCUUAAUGAAGUGUGCAUCAGGCAGUGGCAGGAUUACUUGCUUGCAACAGUAACAGUAACAGUUCGACUGAACAAUGCAACAAUUUGCCCACCACGACUCACACUUCAAUACACUGCUGCGGCGUCGGUGGCAACUGCAUAAGCAUAAGAGUUAUGCUCAAGGCAAAAACUACUGUACAUGAAACAACUUAAUUAGUUGUUGUUUCAGCAAAAAAGCCAUACCGAACGAGUGAGAUAGCUAUAGAGAGAGAGAGAGAGAGAGAGAGUAGAAGGCAGGCACGCGAAUUUUAAGAAAUAUUUGCUCAUUUUGCUUCAUUAGUGCCAGCGCGAAUGUUUAAGGCCAAGAAGGGCUGCGGCUGCAACAGCCACAGCCUCAGCUGCAACUGCAACACGACCAAACACUGAGCCAAGAGUCGUUCUGCCCCAAAGGCGCCACUUUUGUUUUCACGCGCGCGCUCGUUGCUUUGUUGCUCGGUCUGUGAGUGUGGCUGUGUGUGUACGUGUAUAUGUGUGUAUAAGUGAGUGUGUGUGUGUGUGCAUGCUCUAUAUGUGAGUUAAGUGCGCGUGUGUCUAAAAUUAAAAACUACUGCAACAGAAACGAAUAGCGAAUAACAAAUAACGCAUAACGAAUAGGCGAGCAAAUAAAGACAAGUUGAAAUUUAAAUAUUUAACAGAAUGGAUUUGCUGAAACUCAAGGCUGCGACUAGAACUAGAACGAGUACGCGCUUCCGCACUGCAAGGACUUCCACAAUGCACGUAACAACGGCAGCAGCAACACGAACAGCAACAACAACUUAUCACGGUUGCAGCGCCAUCUGGCAACGCUAUUUGGCGUUAUUCACAUUGCUCGUAGUCGCGGCGCAUAUCAAUAUAACUUCCGGUCAAAUAGAUUGGGACGAUGACGAUGAUCCAGUUUCUACUGUGGCUGUGGAGGCCGUGCUGGGACGCACCGCAUCCUUGCCCUGCGACAUUGAGCCGGAAGCAAAGGACGAUCGUGUCUACAUGGUACUCUGGUUCCGUGAGAGCGCUGGCAAACCACUUUACAGCUUUGAUGUGCGUGGACGACAGUUUGAGAAGGCGCUAUAUUGGUCAGAUACGAACUCAUUUGGGCCACGUGCGUAUUUUGUUACCGGUCAACAGCCAGCGAAAUUAUCUGUGGAAAAUAUACAGCUGGAUGAUGAGGGCGUUUAUCGCUGCCGCGUGGACUUUCAGAACUCGCCAACGCGUAAUCAUAGAAUUAAUUUAACGGUUAUUGUUCCUCCGCAUCAAAUACUCGUGUACGAUGCCUCGGGCCGUGAUGUUGCUGGCGCUGUGGGUCCAUUGCUCGAGGGCGAUAAUAUUGUGUUGACAUGUGAAGUGCGUGGCGGUCGACCGGAGCCCACUGUCACAUGGUUGAAUGGCACAAGGACGCUGGAGGCGGGCAGCGGUGUAUCGAUGGGCCGUCAUGUUACCGUUAAUCGACUGGAGGUGCCACAAAUAACGCGCUCCGCUCUGAACAACACGUAUCGCUGUCAGGCAUCAAACACCAAGCUGGUAGCGCCCGUGGAGCGCAGCAUACGCAUCGAAAUGUUACUGAAGCCAACGUCCGUCAAUUUGACCAACAAGCUGAAGGUGUUCUCAUCGAGCACACAAUAUAAUCUCACAUGCAUUGUGGCCGGCUCGGUGCCCGAUACGGAAAUCAGAUGGACACAAAAUAAUCGACCCUUCAAACGGGGCAUGCUGUCAACGAGCCAAGGCAAUGGACGCGUUUUAUCCACUUUGUCAUUUUAUCCACAACCUGAAGACGAUGGCACAAUGCUCAAAUGCGAGGGUUCAAAUCCUCGACUACAAAACUCAGCCAUCGAGGACUCGCUCUUGCUGAACGUUAUGUAUCCACCACAAGUGACAUUAUCGCUGGGCUCCACGCUGCGACCCGAUGACAUCAAGGAAGGCGAUGACGUUUACUUCGAGUGCCACAUAAAGGCGAAUCCCAAGGAGCAUCGCAUUACAUGGUCGCAUGAUGGCCUGCCAGUCAAUCAGAACGUCUCCUGGGGCAUCAUCAUUUCCACCCGAUCCCUGGUGCUGCAGCGAGUCGGUCGCGUCCAUUCCGGCUACUAUUCCUGCUCGGCGGCCAAUGAUCGCGGCGAGACGCAGAGUGCUCUUGUCAACUUAAGGAUACGCUAUGCGCCCGUUUGCAGCAGCAACGUUGUCGGUGUCAUUGGCGCCUCCUUGGAGGAGGCGGUGCCCAUUCCCUGUCGCGUCAACUCCGAUCCACCGGAAAUCGACUUCGAGUGGACAUUCUCAAGCAGCGGCGAACACUUUGAGGUGCCAUCGGGACAUUAUGCCACCAUACAGGACCCAACCAUGACCACCAGCAGCGAUGUCAGGCGCACUGUUGUGGAAUCCAAUGAUACUCAUUUUGAGAGCUAUGUGGAAACAGUCAGUGAGCUGAUCUAUACUCCCAAGGGGGAGAGGGACUAUGGAACGUUGGCUUGCUGGGGACGCAAUGCGAUUGGCAAACAGUCAGAGCCUUGUCUAUUCCAGGUGGUGCCAGCGGCCAAGCCGGGUGCGCUGCGAAAUUGUACGCUUCGUCCAUAUGUGGUGACGUCCGCAUCGCUGAACUCAUCGAAUCAGACGACAAUGCAUGGCAAUCAAAUGCUGCAAACACAAUACGGCAGACACGAUGCGAAUUAUCCGCACAUGGAAUUUGUACGUGAGCGCAAUGGUAACAACAAUAAGAGCCGGAACAAUGUGCCCGCAUCAGCCGGGGCCAGCAAUAAAAAUAUGAAAGGCAAAAUGAAUGCCGGCCAUGUUAAAUCUAAUAACAAGCAACAGCAACAGCAGCAGCAGCACCAGCAGCAGCAGCAGUCCGAGCAAAGAUAUCACCUGAAUCAACAACAAUUGCAGCAUCUAAAGAAACGUACAUCAUUUACACCCUCGCAGACAUUGGCAGCCAUCGAGCGUCAGCGACAGGCCAAACAACAGCAACAACAGCAACAAAAACAAUUGCCGGCGGGCAAGUCGACUGCCCCGCCCACGUCAAGCGCCUACAUCAAUAACAAAACUGAUGGAUUGCUGGCCAAGUCGAAGUUGCCACAUCCCGAGCAGGACAUUAAACGUCGUCUACGGCGCACUGCAAACGGCCAACUGCUUAAGCCAACAACAGCAGCAGUAGGAGCAACAGCAACGGCAACAGCAACAGCAACAUCAACAAAAAGCAAAAAGCUGCAACAUCAACAGCAACGUGCAACAAAAUCAAAUUUAUCAUUGUCACAUAUAGCGCAGGCUAAAAUAGUUGCCGGCUCCAAUGUCAAAAACAACAACGGCAAACUGCCAGCAAAGUAUUUUAAUAAGCGACAGAAAAACAUGCAGAAACAGCAACAACAACAACAGCAGCAGCAGCAACAGCGGCAACAAAGAGAAAGUAGCGAGGUAAACGAGCACAACAUAAUCCAUCAUUUUGCAACAGCCAAGCGAAGAAAGCGGCAGGCAGCAAAUGACAUUUCAGCAGCAGCAACAGCAGCAGCAGGCACAACAGCAACAACCAAGUCAGCAGCAGCAGCAGCAGCUGUUGGUGAAGCUGAGAAUGAUGCUAGUAGCAGUAGCAACAGUGGCAGCAGCAACAGCAUUGGCGACAUUGACACAAUGCUGGCAACAAUGCGAGCACGCAAAUCUUUGGAGGUGAUUGGCAAUGAGAAAGUCAAGAACAGACUGUUGCCGCCAAAUGCGCCACAAAUUAGCAACAAGCCGGCGGCAGCAGCUCAACAAAUGGCAGCAGCAAUUAGUGGCAACAAUGAGAAGACAGCAGCAGUAGCUGCUGCAGCAGCAGCAGUCGUUGCAGUUGCUGCUCACAAAGAUGUUGUCAAGGCAAACAUUGGCAAAGACAGCGAAACGCCUUUGUCCACAGAUCUGGCAAGGACUGAGCAUGCCGCCAACAACAACAAUAACAAAUUCAACAUGAACAACAACAAUAGCAACGACAACGACAACGAGGACAAUGAUGAGGACAAUGAUGAAGGCGAUGGCGACGGUGACGGCGACGGCGAUGACGAUGACGAUGCUAUUCCUGACGAAGAUGUUGCCGAGCUGCAGACAGACGACGACUACAUGGCAGAUGAGCCCAACGACUUGGCGGACUAUGAAACAGAUGAGGCGCCACAAAAUCAACAGCAACAAAAACAGCGGCAACGACAGCAUGUUGAUAUUUCAUCCCUUGAGCAUCAACUGGGCCUGGAAUCAUUAGAGGAUGAUGAGGCGGAUAGUGAUGCGGAUGCGGAUGCGGAUGCCGAUGCCGAUGAUGAUAUCUACAAUGUCAGCGAUGAUGAUUUUGUUGCCAGCGUGGCACUGUCUACCGCAGAGACAACAACCCAAUCACAACAGCAACAGCAACAAUUGCAUACAGAGCCAACAGCUCUGCCAGCUGAAUGGCAGCAACCUCAUUUCGAUUACUCACGCAUGGAGUACAGUUUUAGCAACGGCGUCGUGACCCAAAGUCUAAUCGGAGGUGGUACAAAUGGGUACGAUGGCAACGCAAUUGCUGGUGCUGGUGCUGGUGGCACCAUCAAUUUUGACAACUAUGACAACAUAAUAUACUCCACCAUGGAGCUGGAGUGUAUGCCCGGCUAUGAUGGUGGUCUCCAGCAGCAGUUCUAUCUGGAGGCCUAUGAUUCGAAGACCAAAAAGCUACGACUUAACAUGAGCAGCACCUAUGUGGAUGUGCCAGUUUUUCGCAUCGAUCUGUCUGAUCUGACGCCUAUGGAUUACUAUCCGGAUGCACAUCCAGCGUUGCAUUUGGUCGUCUACAGCGUUAACCAGAAAGGACGCUCCGAGCCGAUAGUUCUGGAGAAUGUGCCCAUCAAUGAGGCGGACAAGCGUUCAGAUGGUCGCAUUGGUCUAUCGAUAUUGCCGCUGGCCGCUUUGUUAACCGGAACACUCUUCACCGUGGGCAUUGCCGUGUUGUUUGUGGUUGUUAUUGCGGUGCGACGGCGUCGCUGCCAGGGAGCCCGCAAUUUGUGCGAUGAUAAGGACAAGCAUUUGGGCAUGGAUGUGACGGUGACAGCACCGCUGGAAACGGGCGCCGGGCAUCAGCGGCUCGUUGUGGCUUACACACUGAAGCAGGGCAUUGAAAAGCAGCCGGACAUAUUGAGCGCACAGAAAAGCGCAACUGGCAGUGACACAUCGUCACCGCUGGGAAAUCGACAGAGUGGUUUAUUUAUGGGCGGCAGCACAGCGGCCGCGCCCAGCAGCGUUGCGAAUCAUAAAACUGCGGAUUAUGACGUGAAUGCGCCGCACCUGAAUAGCCCGCCCUCGCAGUCCAGCACACUGAAACUGGAAAGUGACCAUGUGGCCAAAAGUUAUCAGCCGCCGGCGGCAUCACAACCGCUGCUCUACGAUGCAAUGCCAACGCUCAGCAGUCGGUACGAGCAGCUCGGCCUCAACAUGGGCAGCUACACUGGAGCCGGCGGCGGAAGCGGAGGCGGAGGAGCUGGUGGUGCUGGCAGCAAUAGUACAUUGAGCUCGGCCAGCAGCGUGGCAAAUUCGGCGAGUAAUGCGCUCAGCAAUGGGGGCAGCCACUAUGCACAACAUUUGCAUCACACGCUGCCGCAUGGUGUGGCACAACAACCGUCGGGUAGUCUGCCCCGCGGUCGGGAUCCGCUGACAUUAGCCGAUUAUCUGACCACCAGCAGCCUGAUUGACUAUAAUCUGAGCAAGGCAGCGGCGUCACUGCCAACGCACAUGACCCUGCCCAAGAGCAUGGGACUUGGCAGCGCAAAUCUGUCGCCGUCGCAGCUGACGACGAUCACACAGAAAUCGAAUGCUGGACGCAAUCACAUCAUCACCGACACACUGCCCGGCCCGGAGAGCUGCGUCUAAAGCAUCCAUUAUCGGCAAAAUUCCUUAGCAUAAUCCAACAAAAAAGAAAAAAGAAAGAAAAUAAAAACAAAAGACUGGCGCACAUCGGAAACAGUUAAAGAAACAGAAAACAGUUAAGAGCAUAAGAAUCGGUAGUUGAAAGUGAAAAUGAAAUACGUAGAUCUUAACUAAUCAGAACUACAAAAACUAUUCGUAACUAGCAGAAGGUCCUGCGACGUUAUCUCUCUCUAAGCAUUCAAUUCUUAUUGUUAGACUUAAGGAUUACAAAAAAAAAAAAAAAAAAUGGAAAACAAAAUUGGAGUAGUUCUUAAACUUAGUCCAUGGAUGUGUAUUUGUGUAUGCAUGUGUGUCCGUUUGUUUGUAAAUGUUAGUGUAAAUGUAUUUCUAGACUUGUAAACCACAUAUACAUUCCCAUAAUUAUAUAGUAUACAGGAUAUAGCGUGCUAUAUAAAGACUUGCAUUGUCAGCAUCAAGUAUGACUAUUCGACUUAUUCAAAAUGAUUACUGCAAAAUUAUAAUAUUGAUAUACAGCAGUUAUCCCCUCUACACAUGCAUAUCUCAGUUAUUUGAAAAUCCCAGUUUUCCACUUAUACCAACUACUUAUCGGUUCUUCGCAGGUAUUUUAAACUCAACAACUGAAUCACAGUGUCUCAAAAUAUUCAUACUUAAUGCUGAAAGCAGGGACUCAACUAUAAACCGUCUUGUUAAAUUGCUGUGUACUUCCAAAAUCAAAUACUCGACAAAAAAAAGUGUUGUCAAAUCAGUUUUUCUCCUCAUUUUUCGAUUUCGAAACAAACAAAAAACAUAUCCUUUUUCUGUCUAACCGAGCCUUUACCGUAACUAAACCGCAGCUAUUUGAACUGCCUGCCCAAGAUCAAAGCCAAAAGCAUUUCACAUUGGGCCAGCCCAAGGGACAAAGUUAUAUUGGACACGUCUUGCGCCAUGUCCCGUGCCCAGAAUGAGAGAGUGAGAGAGUAUGGAAGAAAGAGAGAGAGAGAGAGACAG
Molecule: messenger RNA, 7028 nt
Organism: Drosophila grimshawi
Lineage: Eukaryota; Metazoa; Arthropoda; Insecta; Diptera; Drosophilidae
Exons: 18
Coding region: 846-6023 (1725 amino acids)
Source: RefSeq, a predicted model, not a curated record